This is a messenger RNA of Paramuricea clavata, 4106 nucleotides long. Lineage: Eukaryota; Metazoa; Cnidaria; Anthozoa; Malacalcyonacea; Plexauridae. The record is from the annotation of a GenBank genome assembly.
AAAUUAUCCACACGGUACUGUAACUAAGCACGUUCCAUUCCAUCGUCUUGGAAUUUUUGUCUUCUGUUCGCAAUAUAAAAAUUUUGCUGGUAUAACAUCCUUAUUUCUUGGAAAAUUUGAAAUGGCACCAAUCCUUGGUUACUGGAAUAUAAGAGGGGUAAGCUGAUUGCUUAUAUUCUUGAUAAUGAUAAUGAUAUUGUUACAUUUAUAUACUGAGCACUUUUGUAUUAAAAUCAUAUCAAAAGGCAUAUCAAUAUAUGAAAUCUUGCUUGUUUUAACAAUAAGAAUACGUACUUCAAACACAGUAUAAGCACGAUAAUUGGUGCGGCGAUCCGCAUUAAAAUGUUUUAUCAAACGACAAAUGAUGAGACGAAGAUAUACCAGUAAUACAGCACCAAUGCAUUGCGCAAUUUAUUAUAUAAAUUUAUAUUCAUAAAUUAAAACAACAUUGAAUCACUAUUGAAUACAGUAAUUAUAAAUUAAUUAUACUUUGGCAAGUACAAUUGUUGGUUUUGUGUAUCCAAAAUUUUUACGAUUUAUUCAAAUUUUUACGAUUUAUUCAAAUUUUUAUAGCCCCUCCCAUUUCCCCACCCUUAGCAGUAGAGUCGGAAUUUGUUUUGGUUGGGCAUUUAGCGCAAACGUUGGGCAAAUUUUCGGCCGCCCCCUAAUUUUUUCUCUCCCAUAGACUGAUGGAUGGUACACAUGUUUGGCAACAUUAUUGUUUAUAUAAAUUUGGACAAAUGAUAUAUAGAACAUUUUUGUUGUAUAGCUUGCCCAACCAAUCAGAUUAUUACUGGAGUAUACAGAAACAGAGUAUGAAGAUAAACGCUACACUUGCGGUCCUCCUCCAGGUAAUGUUACAAAACCCAAUUUUAUAAAGUAUACAUGAUUUAUUGAAAAUUCUCUACACUGAUUGGUUGCCACCAUAAUGGGUCAUUCCAGAAAACAUCCAUACCACCCCCACGGAGGAAAUAGGAAGUUAACCCCCCUACCCCCUUUGGAUGUCCUAAUACAUUUACUAUUAUCCGAAACAAUUUUAUCUCCCCUCCCCCUUCGGACGGCAGAAAUUUCCUCUGUGGGGGGAGUAUGGAUCUUUUCGGGAACGACCCAAUCACAUUUUUCGCCAUUUUUGGGUGGCAUUUCAGCCGAAGUCUGCGAGAUAAGUCCACAUAACAGUGAUUUUUUAUAAUUUUUUUGGACAAAUGAUGGUAAAUUUGAUUUGUAAAUGGUUAGUAUAUUUUGAAAAAUUGCUUUUCACAUUGUUUUAAUUGUCUGCAUUGGUUAACGAGAAUUGGAUGUCACCCAAAAAUGGCGGAUAUUCGUCAUCGUGAGAAAGGUUAAUUAGUUUCAAAUUGUCUUUAGAUUAUUCAAGAGAGUGCUGGUAUAAGGAAAAAUUCAAUUUAGGAUUGGAUUUCCCAAACGUAAGUCCCAAAACCUAAACACAGUGGAACCCCACCUUACGUACCACCCUGUUAAUACUGUCUUUGUUAUGGCAACCUCUUAUUUUUGUCCCUGAAAAAUGCCAAGAUAAUACAUUUUUUUAUAAAGAUACAAAAUUAAUACAGCUAUAUCCUGUUUAAUACAGCCAUCCUCUUAAUUAACCCAAAUUUUUUCGUCCCAUCCUUGACCAUAUUAAUGCGGUUCCACUGUACUGGUACUUGAUUGUGUUUUAUCUUAAUGGUAACUUGUGCUAAUUACUGUUUUUUAGCUUCCAUAUUAUAUUGAUGGUGAUAUAAAAAUUACCCAGAGUUGUGCUGUAAGUACAUGGUUAUUUUUUAUGAAAGUUUACCCAUUAUUGAGCUGGAAUUAAUGCCCAAAUGCUCCCUACUGUACUUUAAUUGUUAUUUUACUUUGUUUAAUUUAACACCAGAUGAUUUAAUUUACUCAUCAAUGGUCUUAAGAGUCUUAGGCUAUACAUUAGUCUUAACUAUAUGCCAAUCUGUCUUGUUAACCCAUCAAGCUCAUCCAAAUGCAUCCUACUUUAUUAUUUUACUUUGUCUAACACCAGAUGAUUUUAUUCUGUCUAAUGCCAGACAAUUUUACUUGUCAAGAGUCUGAGAGUCUUGCACCUUAAUUAAUGAGUUCAGCCAGUUUCAGUUAUUAGUUAUAUAUGGUUAUUAUGCAAAAAUGAAUUAAAUUAACUUAUAUAUCUUGUAGAUUUUGAGACAUAUUGCUCGAAAACACAACUUGUGUAAGUCAAUGCCUCCUUUUAUAAACUCUGUUAUUAAUUUAUUGCUAUUGGUGAUUUUCUGGUAGUAUUAGUUUGAUUUAUUAUUGAUGACUGAUCCUUGCCAAUAUUUUGUAUUCAUUAAUUAAAAGGUGGUACAACGGAUGAGGAGAAAACGGUGGUUGAUAUUAUGGAAAAUUGUGUGAGUAUGAAGUUAUAUGAUUGUGUGAAGUAUUGUUAUAGGAUUGUACAUCAUAAUCUAUUCACCCCAAUGUGUUUUUCCUUACAGAUUGUUGACUUUCGCCAGGGAUUUACAUCAGUCUGCUAUAGUUCUGAAUUUGUAAGUCUUUAUACUAAGUACUGUAUAUGUGCAUAUUAGGCCGAAAUUUGGUACUUUAGGAGAGCCCAAAUAAUAUACUCCAGUUUUCACAUUGGAAACAAGAGUUUGGGGCCACAGCUUGGUUCUCAUGUAAAUUGUAAUGUACUGAGAAAACUAAACAAUCUUUGUUAUGUUUUCAAAGGAUAAACGUGUGGAUGGCUACAAAAAGAGUGUUGGAGAUAAAUUGGAACGUUUUGAAAAAUUCCUUGGUGACAAACCAUACCUUGCUGGUGACAAGGUGAGACUACUCGAGGACAAAAUGAUGAUAAUGGUCUCGAUUGUAAUGUGACAAUCUAAUUUAUGUUUUUUUUUAAAAAAAUUUUCAGUUGACCUAUCCUGAUUUCAUGCUGUAUGAAAUGAUCGAUCAACAUAAAAUCUUUGACAAAACUUUGAUGGAACCUUUCAAGAAAUUAUUGGUAUGUACUUUGCAUCAAUAGCCUUUACUGUUCAUUGCAUUUUUUUGCACCAUUUCGAUAUGAGAUGAAUGCUUCCAGCUUGACUGUAUGAAAUUGCAAAUUUUUCCAGGCACUCUGAACUAAUAAUCUAUUUAAUCUGUAGUAAUACUGGACCAUGUGCAUUGCAUAUGAAGAUCAUUUUUCAAAUAUUAUAGUCUUUCCUAUUCAUUUUCUAGGCUUUUGCUGAUAGAAUUGAGGUAUUUGAACAUAACACUUAUGUUUUUCUCUUUUACAAAUAUAGCAGUAGAGUUUGAUAGCUAUUUUUUUUUUCCAGGCUAUUCCCCAAAUUGCAACGUACAAGAAAUCAGACAAGUUUACAGAGCGUCCACUAAACAACCCAAUUGCAUCAUUUAAAUAAAUACUUGUUCUUAGUGCAUCAUGACAUCAUUUUUCAACAUUAUUCAGUGGUGAUAGCACCGGUAACUUAAAUUUGUAUUUGUAAUGUCAAAAAUCAAAAUUGGGAGCAUAAAAUAAAGUGCAAUUAAAAACAUUACAAUGUGGAUUUUACUGCCACUAUAGAUAUUAUUUCUCAAAUGUAGACUUGUCUGCAUUUAACCCAUUGUACACCAGGCCAGCACUCUCCCCUUGACAAGUCUAGCUUUAGACAUAGUAAAAUAAUAAAGUACUGUAGGGCGCAAUGCAAGUAGUCAAUAGUUUAAUAUAUAUGACACAUAUGUACAUACAUAAUAUGCUCAUAUGCUGUACAACUUACACGUCAUUGAUUUUAGUUUUGAUGAUCUACACACAAGACGAACAAUUUUUAUUUUAACAUUUUUCACAGUACUACAACUGCAACACAAUCUAAACUAAAAACACAUAGUUCUAUAAUAUGACUGUUCAGCUUUUUAUGUAAAAGCAAAGAGUACAGUAACCCACAAAUGUUUUGCAGAAUCAAUUUCUCUUGAGUGCAUCAAGUAUUUUCAAAAUCUCCAAGAAAAGAUUUAGAACGUCAAGGUACAGGUUGAUCGAUGCCAGGAUGUAUUCCUCAGGUGAUAAUUUAUGCAUGAGCAUAUGGGUGUCGUAGACGAUGAACAAUGAAAAUAAUACCGCACCACCAAUUGCAAUUGCCAGCUCCACAAUUUCACUUUGAAUGAAUAACUGCAAG